CCUGAGUUUAAAGGCUGUAAAUCUGCUUUAGCCAUUGCUGCCUGCUGGGAAACUGUUGUGGGAUCUACCAGACCAGGGCCACAAUGGGGAUAUUUACAAGCAAACAACAGACAGAACCUGCUCCUUGCAGCCUCCUUACAGUAAAGGUCAUAAAAAUGAAAAAUCUCCGGAAGGCAGACCUGCUAACCCAGUCUGAUUGCUACGUGAAUUUAUGGCUGCCAACUGCUUCAGUGAAAAGGGCUAAGACCCAAACUGUGAAUGACACCAAAGACCCAGUGUGGAAUGAAACUUUUCACUUUAGGAUUCAGAACCAAGUAAAGAACAUUCUGGAGCUUAAGGUUUGUGAUGAAGACAAACAUACUGAAGAUGACCAUCUCCUCACUGUUUUCUUUGAUGUUUCUAAAAUCCAACUUGGAGAAACAGUUCUGCUAAACUUUCAGCUGAAUCCAAAGGGUAAGGAGGAACUGGAAGUUGAAUUCACAAUGGAGAGCAGCCCCGAUGUCCCAGAGAAGAUUGUUACUAAUGGAGUCCUAGUGGCUCGUGAAGUUGCUUGUUUGGAAGUUCAAGUGGAUGGAGGAAGAAUGAAAAAGGAUUCAACCGAAAGAAAAUUCACACUUUCAGUGGGUGGAUCCCAUGAAGAAGCUCAAAACCUCACAUUGCGAACUUGGCUUUGCCCUGCAUCUCCUGCUAAAUUUCACUACAUCAAAUAUAACCAAUCGGAAUUAGAUAUUGAACUGCCAAGGAGGCAGCUCUGUGCGGCUUCCAGAGAGAGAAAUCAGUCGGCGACUGUUCCCUUGAAUACACUUCCUAUACAAGAGGAAGUGACAAUAGUACCGAACAAAACAUUUGAUUUGAAUGUGAAGUCAAAAGAUUGGACUCAGGGCCUACUGUUUAAAAGGCCAAAAAAUCUUGAUGUGCGUCUAGGAUAUGAUUUGUGCCCAGACGAAAAGAAUUUCCUACAGAAACGGAAGAAAGUGGUGGCUGCUGCUUUGAAAGAUGUGCUUCAUUUAGAGCAAGGCCUGAAAGAUCAUGAAGUGCCUGUGGUUGCUGUGACAACUACAGGGGGUGGGAUGAGAGCACUGGCAGCUACAUACGGCACCCUUUGGGGUCUCCAGAGAAUGAAGCUUUUGGACUGUGUUUCAUAUAUAACUGGCUCUUCAGGAACAACAUGGGCUAUGACAGAUUUGUAUGAAGAUGCUGAUUGGUCAUAUAAGGAUCUUGGAGAGAUAAUCAAGAAAGCUCGAAUUCAAGCAGCCAAAUCUAAAAUGAGUGCAUUUUCCUUGGAAAGCCUAAAGACCUAUCAUAAGGAGCUGUCUCAGAGGACCACAGCAGGAUAUAAGACAUCCUUCAUAGACCUUUGGGGACUCAUGAUUGAAGCCAUGCUGAAUGAUGGGAACAACCACCAUAAACUCUCAGAGCAACGGCGAGCAGUGAACAGAGGUCAGAACCCACUUCCUAUCUACCUGGCUCUUAAUGUUAAGGACAAUGUCGCCACGAGAGACUUUAGAGAGUGGGUAGAGUUCACACCAUAUGAGGUGGGAUUCCUAAAAUAUGGAGCAUUUGUUCAUGCUGAAGAUUUUGGAAGUGAGUUCUUCAUGGGGCACCUGAUGAAGAAGCUCCCAGAAUCAAGGAUCUGCUUUAUGCAAGGAAUGUGGAGUAGUAUAUUUUCCAAAAAUUUGUUGGAUGCCUGGCAUGGUGCUGACAGUUCAGAGGAUUUCUGGAACAGAUGGACCCAAGAUACUUUCACUGAAAUUGAUGAAGUACCUGAUUUACCAGAGAGACCUCAUGAUAUACCAACUCGCAUGUUCACUCCUGCAGGAGGCCUUUCCAAUGCUCUACGGGAUAUUUUAACGGACCGUCCAGCAGUGUCAAAGUACCAUAAUUUUUUAAAAGGGCUUCAAAUCCAUAAUGAGUACAUACAGAAUCAACAGUUUUCUGCAUGGAAAGAUACUGUCCUUGAUGAGUCCCCUAAUCAACUGAGAGAUCCUGCAGAUCAGCUGGAACUGGUAGAUACAGCAUUCUUCUUUGACACCAGUUGCCCUCCACUUCUAAGACCAGAAAGGAAAAUAGAUGUCAUUCUGCACUUCAAUUAUACUGGAGGAUCACAAACGAAGCCUCUGGAGCGAGCCUCUACAUACUUCACAGAGCAAGGAAUCCCAUUUCCCAAGACUUUGUUAAAUGAUGAAGAAAAGAAAAAUCUAAAGGAGUGUUAUGUGUUUGAAGAUGCUCACAAUCCAGAAGCUCCUGUUGUGAUAUAUUUUCCACUAGUAAAUGACACCUUCCAAAGAUACCUUGCACCUGGUGUGGAACGUAGUACUGCUGAAAUGUCACUAGGCAAUGUCGAUAUCUCUAGUGUCUUUUCUCCAUAUUCUACAAGACAGGUCUCGCUGCAGGAGGAUGAUUUCAACAAGAUGCUGAAUUUAACGAAUUACAAUGUCCAGAAUAAUGCAAACACAAUCUUGCAAGUUUUGCACAAAAGAGUGGAAUGGAAAAAAAUGGCUCUGACAUCUUAGGUUUCUUCAUGAAUAUGCUGUUGUUGCUUUCUAAACAGAAUAUAUAUAAGGGUGGGGGGAGGUCUAAUAGCUGGCCAAAAGGAUAGCUGGUUUUAAAUGAACUGGAGUAAUUUAAACUUUGGCUACCAAGUAUCACGACAACAGUUCUAGUAUUUAAUUAGUGGGGUGCGGGUAGAGAGUUCUAUCUGUGCACUAGAGCUGACAAACAUUUGGAUCACAGUAUAUAUACCAGAGCAAUGUCUCACAUACAUUCAGAUUCCUGAUUACUUAAAUGUUUGCCUGUAUCCAUGGAACUUUACAAAUUGCAUUGCAUUGCACCCGAUUCUGCACUCUGGAUGAUCCUACUUAAACAGAAGUGGUGUUCAAUUAAAUCAACUGUAUUCCAGCGCAGGUAGUGUUCUCAAAGAAUUUUCUCUGAACUCAUUUGAAAAUGUGAUUAUUCUUUUACCUUGAUAUUGUUAAGAUUAAAGAAUGAUUCUUAAUAACUGUGAAAUAGAGCACACAACCCACACUCUUAUAUAAAUGAAUGAUCGAAAUAAUGGUUGGACAAUUGAGUCAUACUUUGUAGGCUUGUUUAUGUCACAGGAUGCAAUCCUAUAUGUGCUUAUAUCCUUCGGGAGGAAGGGUGGGAUAUAAAUUCAAUAAAUAUAUAAAAUCUGGGAGUACUGAACCAAUGGGGCUUAUUUCUGACUCUUAGUAGACAUGUAUAGGAUUGCACUGUCAAGACUGUGCUCUUACCAUGUUAUUUCAUUGCUGUAGACACAAAACUAGAUAUUUAAUCCUUUAUUUUUCAUAACAGGAUACAUUCAACUCCUGCUCAUCUGUCUUUUCUUUUAAGAAUUGGUUUCCUGUAUGGUAGUUUGUAUAUAAUCAUCUGAAAAAUUUGUCAUGAGGUAAACUGGCUUUCAUGUGAAGAAAUGCUAAAGCCAAAGGCAUGAAUAAACAACAACAAAAGGUUG
Molecule: messenger RNA, 3472 nt
Organism: Rhineura floridana
Lineage: Eukaryota; Metazoa; Chordata; Lepidosauria; Squamata; Rhineuridae
Product: cytosolic phospholipase A2 epsilon-like
Exons: 20
Coding region: 84-2513 (809 amino acids)
Biological process (GO): glycerophospholipid catabolic process
Cellular component (GO): cytosol
Molecular function (GO): calcium-dependent phospholipid binding; calcium ion binding
Source: RefSeq, a predicted model, not a curated record